Molecule: messenger RNA, 1354 nt
Organism: Myiozetetes cayanensis
Lineage: Eukaryota; Metazoa; Chordata; Aves; Passeriformes; Tyrannidae
Gene: PAQR5
Product: progestin and adipoQ receptor family member 5
Cellular component (GO): membrane
Molecular function (GO): signaling receptor activity
Source: RefSeq, a predicted model, not a curated record
CCGGGACGUGCCAGGGCUCCUCUCCCCGCAGAGGGUGGAAGUGGUUUCAGACUGGAGGUGGAGGCAGAGGCAGGAGAGGUGGCACUGCCGAAGCCAGCAGUGGGCCACCCAUCCUGACCCCGGGACCAUCACUCUGGCCGUCCCAGGAGCCCGCGGGCUGUGAGCCGUGCCCGGGGGGGAUGUGAGGCACCGCCGGGCUCAUCCGCAGGGAGGCUGAUCCGGGAGAUCGCUCGGAUCGGGAGCGCGACCCGAGCCAUGCUGAGCCUCAAACUGCCGCGGCUGCUCAGCAUCCACCAGGUGCCAAAGGGAUACCGGGAGCAGGGGAUCCUGUUCGGGUACCGCCCCCCCCGCAGCUCGGCCACCGACUGCCUGCUCAGCGUCUUCCAGAUGACCAACGAGACCCUCAACAUCUGGACACACUUCCUGCCUGCCUGGUACUUCGUGUGGACACUGCUGGGGCGGCUUCAGGGGGGCUGGGAGGACCCCCGGGCCUGGCCCCUCCUGGCCUACCUGGCAACCUGCUGCAUCUACCCGCUGGCCUCCAGCUGUGCCCACACCUUCAGCACCAUGUCCACCCGCGCCCGCCACCUCUGCUACUUCUGCGACUACGCCGCCCUCAGCACCUACAGCCUGGGGUCUGCUCUGGCUUACUCAGCCUACGUGUUCCCCCUGGAAUGGGUGGGCACCACCUUCCACCACUGCUACGUCCCCGUGGCCGUGUUCAACACCGUGGUCAGCACCAGCCUGUCCUGCUACUCCAGGUUCCUGGAGGUGGAGAGGCCCCGGCUCAGCAAGGCCUGGCGCACCCUGGCCUUCGUGUACCCCUACCUGUUCGACAGCAUCCCCCUCUUCUACAGGCUGUACCUGUGUGCCCUGGAGGGCUGCUCAGAGGGCUCCAUCCUGCUGCACUACAAACACACGGGCUGUGCCCUCCUCACCUGCUUCAUCUUCGCCACCCACCUGCCCGAGCGCCUGGCACCGGGCACCUUCGACUACAUCGGGCACAGCCACCAAGUUUUCCACGUGUGUGGGAUCCUGGGGACGCACUUCCAGCUGGAGGCCAUCCUGAGGGACAUGGCUGAGAGGCAGAGCCAGGUGCUGCUGCCCUCCUCCCUGCAGACCCUGCUCCUGGGGGUGUGCGUGGCCGGCAGCCUGCUCGUCAUCGGCGUCAGCGCCGCGUCCCUGCCCCUGCUCCCGGAGCCUCUGCACAGGGACAAACCCCACUAGGGCUGGGCACCCGUGGCAUUCCUGCUGCUCCAGAGACACCCAGCACGCUGCUGGUGUGGAGGAGGAGCCUGUCUGCUCCCAGUGUUUAGUGAUGAUCUUCUCAAGGGCUCGAGGAGCCGCACUGGUU